AUGAUCCUUCCAAAAAAACAAAGCCGAAGGGGGUUCUUCACUGGGUUGCAUAACCUUCACCUGAAUCCGGUUGAACUUGAUGAUUGGAUUGGUGAUCUUAACCCUCAUUCCAAAGUAGUGAUACCGGAAGCAUAUGCCGUUACUUCACUCCGAGAUGCCGCCGUUGGAGACAGAUUCCAGUUUGAAAGGCUUGGUUAUUUCGUGGUUGAUAAGGAUUCGACAUCUGAAAAGCUUGUCUUCGACACAUUGCGAGAUAGUUAUGGAAAGGGUGGCAGGAGAUCUGCAGCAAUAUUUGGAGGUGACCUUGGUAGAGCACCUCUAGAACUUAAUAGCCGUACGUACGUUGCAGUUUUUCCUUUAGGUCAAAGCAGCUCUUAUUGCAUAAUAAUAGUGUGCUUUGACACGAAGGACUUGGGACCAGGGCUACCCAUUUUUCAUCAAAAUCAGAGGAACCACACGUAA
Molecule: messenger RNA, 462 nt
Organism: Ilex paraguariensis (yerba mate)
Lineage: Eukaryota; Viridiplantae; Streptophyta; Magnoliopsida; Aquifoliales; Aquifoliaceae
Source: the annotation of a GenBank genome assembly